Molecule: messenger RNA, 817 nt
Organism: Saccostrea cuccullata (small rock oyster)
Lineage: Eukaryota; Metazoa; Mollusca; Bivalvia; Ostreida; Ostreidae
Exons: 3
Coding region: 87-458 (123 amino acids)
Source: RefSeq, a predicted model, not a curated record
AUUGGACGUCUCGCUAGCAGGUGUUGUAGGAACAAGACAAGGAGUUAUUUUAUAUCCGUGUCUAUUUACACUAAACAGAAGUCAUAAUGAAGUCCUGUUUGGCCAUCGCUUUCGUUGUCUCCCUUGCCGUAAUGCAGGUUACAUCACAAGCUGCCGCCGGAACUAAGCCCGCCGAUGGUUCAGCUGCUACAGCCGCCGCACAGAGCGCCAGAAACAGGAUGCUCCUUCAGAGACUUAGCCGUGCCAGGUCCGGUUCCAGUGCAGGAGGACUCAUGGGUGGCAUGAACAACCUUCUGCCAUUCAUGAUGCUCAGCGGUGCCGGUGGUGAUUCCAUGAGAAACCUUAUGAUGUUGAAAAUGUUCACUGGUGGUGCUGGUGCAGGUGGCGCUGCCCAAGGAGGCAUGAUGGGAAAUAUGCUCCCUCUUAUGAUCCUGUCAGAGGGUGGUCUUUCCUUCUAAGGAAUUAACUUCCGUUUAUUAAAAAAAGGACUUUUUCCGGUAAAGGAAAGAAAUGUGUUUUGAGCUUGGACUCAAGAUAGAUGUACAUAAUUCUGUGUAAAACAUUUUGUGUGUGCUUGGUAUAGUCCAAUUCAUGUUCAUCCUGCUUCUCGAAAAAUACAAAAGAACAUUCCAUUUCAUCAUCAUAAGUACUAUCAUCAAUCCAAACUUAUAACCGUUCUAUCUAUUUAUUGCCACAUGCAAUGAUCCACAUACGGCGCGGGUUGUUUAACUGGAGUGAAAUAUUGUGCAUUAUCAUGAAUAUUCAUUAAAAUAACCAGUACAUGCUGCGUUUCUGAAUAAAAUCGUUAUUUUAAUAA